CCCGAAGAGUUGCGAACCCGUUAAGUGUUGUGUGCGAAAAGGAAAAACAUGGAUAUUGGUUACAGUUUAUAAAGGUUAUCAUAGAAAACGGAGACAGAAAAUGCUGGAGAUACAAUGACUACCUUCAAGAGCCAAAACUUUUCUACUUGCUUCAACUUUACAGAUUUUUCAUCCAGACUGAAUGAGCCAGAAGCUAAACUAAUAAUUGUAGACAUAGCUAAUGAAGUAUCUACAAACCAGGUAGUUAAACCUGAUAUAGAAGACGACCAAAAAAGAUGGCUGAUUGUUGGGAUAUGCCUACACAGUGUUAUAUCUCCUGCAUUAAGAAAGUACAUACCACCUGUUGUAAGCCAACUCUACAACAAAUUGAAGCAAACAGACAAGAUAGACACACAAACAUUUGCUAAACACAUGAAGCGUUAUAAACCAACAAACAAAGAAUUGAACUACGAGGCGAUCAAUAACAACAGUGCCAUACCAAAAGUGAAAGGGAAAAAGGAUGAACAGAAAUACAACUAUAAUGUAACAAGCGAUGUGGAUCUGACCAAACUAUUCCUGGCUACAAACAUGGCACAUUAUACCGGAUUUGAUGACACAUGUGACUCAUCGGCUCUCCUGGGAAUCAUUGUUAAUAUUGAUUCAUUUCAGACUUUGCCAAAACAGACUGCUGAAAAGGUACGUUCGGAUAUUCGAAAUCCUUGGGCACAUUGCAACUUUUCCGAGUGGGACGUGAUCAAAUAUCAAAACUCAUUCCAACUAAUGAAUCAGUUCAUUAGAAAUCUGUUACUUCCAGUUCAAGACGAGACAGCAAUUCUUGGACAACUGUUACAAUGGCAAACAAAUGGGCUGCAAUUUUUGCAAGGAACAACACUUGGAGUUGAAUUGAUACAGGAACUGAAAAAAGAGACCAGAGCUUUAUGUAAAUAUAUUCUUGAUAUUGUUUUAAAAAAUGACACGAGUUUUCAAGAUGUUCACAGAUCUUUAUUGUCAAUAGAGGGUUCGUUAAACAAAACAUCUGAAAGAAUAGAUAAUAUUGAAACUGAAAGUUUACAGCUGAAAACCAACUUACAAUCGUUGACAGAUACAGUGACAGGUUUGCAAGAUUCACAGAAAGAAAACUUUGAAAGUGUUGAAAGUGUGAAGACUGAAAUCAGUGAUAUUCAAUCCUGUAUGGGUCAUUCUCGGUCAGAAAUUGCUAAAUCUUCAAACAAAGUAACUCAAUUAGAAAGUCGUUUAGACAAUUUGUCACUCGACGUAUAUGGCAAUGAGAGUGAUUUAAACGAUAUGCAAUCAGAAAUAAUAUAUGCUAGAACUGAAAUAAACCACACGAACGCAAAUGUAAAUAGUGUGAAGAAUGCAUUAAAGGAGACACAAGAAGCACUUCAAAAAAGUACUCUUAAUCUUCAGAGUACUAAAGCUGACUGUGCUAAAAAUACAGCUGAUAUUGCCAACAUCAAUAAAUACCUAUCGUAUGUCAGACCAAGUGGAAAAGUAUUUUUUUAUCCCCCGGACAGGAUUUCUACUUUUGUAAGUCGAGAGGAACAAUUGGAACAAUUGAGAGAUAGAUUUAACAUUCAUAGUAGUGACACACAUACACAAGUAAUUUGUGGAUUAGGGGGAAUCGGGAAAACAACACUGGCUGUAGAAUAUGCAUGGACCUUUCAAACAUUUUAUCCUGGAGGUGUGUUUUGGAUGUCAGCGGAAACAAAUGAAGCAUUGGAAGAUUCAGUCCAACGUCUUGCUAUAGAUAUAAAUAUUCUCGGAAAUAAUACUAAAGAAACGCUCGUUAAAACACUUAAAUGGUUGUCCUGUGUUCAAGAGAGUUGGCUCCUUGUUAUCGACAACGUGGACAUGGAUGAAAUUCAGGGAAGUGUGAAUGAAAUACUCUCACAUUGGAAAAGGGGUUCAAAGGGGCAUAUCAUUAUCACUUCUCGGAGAGAAGCAGAGGACGCAAAAGAGACAUUCAAUGUGAGAGUGGAGGACUGCAUCUCUUUGGAUAUUUUAAAUAGAAACGAAAGUGUAAAAUUUAUGAUGAUACGUUCAUGUCAUAGUGGUAAAAUUGACGAAAGUCUCAUAGAAUUAGCAGAUGAGCUUGGUGGACUUCCACUCGCCUUGGAACAAGCGGCUGCUUAUAUAAAAGCUAUACACUGUUCAUUUGAUGAGUAUCUGAAGAAAUUUAAUAGGAAGAGACUAGGUGUCCUCAAAGCAAUAAGACCACAACAUGAAGUGUCGAAAGAACGUUUAGCGGUACGAACAACUUGGCAAUUGAACUUUGAAUAUAUUCAAAAACAAUCUGAGGAACAUGGACUUGGAAAUUCAGCAAUAACUGUGAUGGAAAUUGUGGCCUUCCUAUAUGCUGACGAUAUCCCGAUGAUUCUUUUAAAUGUUGGUUCGCCAAACGUUCUUGACGAAGAACUACUCGACACUUUUGAAGAAGAAUUAGGAAUCAAGCAAGUUGCCGAAAUACUAUCACGAUUUUCUUUGUUUAACAGAUGUAGCACUAAUAGCAUGAGUGUGCAUCGAUUAGUUCAGGAAGUAAUUCGACAGAAUAUAAAAGAUGCAGAGAGAAAUGCUUUCAUCCUACAGUGUGCAUCACGAAUGGUCAAUAUGGCGUUAGAAAACACACAAUCGCCAACGGAUGCAUUACAAGAGGAAAAUAUAGGGAGAGCUUCCUUACAAAUGUGGAGUAAGUUAGCACUUAAUGCAAAUACUCUAAAAACUUAUAUGUUUGACUACACAAAAAGAAAUGAAACAUUGAAAGACAUCUGCUUUAACAUAGAAACAACAAGAAUUUUACAAACUAGUGCAAUAUAUCACAGUCUGUACCAAAGGCAGGACGAGGCCUUAGCAUGCCAGGAGCAAAUGCUGAGUAUUAUACCGGCUCUUACAAUGUCAGAACGUGACUACAAUUAUCUAACUAGAAUUAAGAUACCUCUUCUACAGAAUGAUAGACUUAUUCUUCAAAGUAGCAUAACAAUGGCUAUAGCAGCAGAAUCAGUUGCAUCGUCAGAUCCUAGUCAAGACCAAACUAUCGCACUUUUAGAUACAGAAUCGUUGCACAAGAUGGGGAAUGAUGCAUUUAAGGAAGCAAGAUACCAAGUUGCAAUACAAUGUUAUUCUGAGGCGAUCACAGCAAGUAAUGGAAACAUUGACAUAGCAAAGUAUCUUACGAACAGAAGUCUGGCAUACUUUAAAAUAUGCGACUAUGAGAAUGCUUUACGUGAUGCAGAUAAGUGCAUACAAAUCGACCCGAAAUCAUACAAAGCCUAUUGUUGGAAAGCAUAUGCAAUAGGAAAUCUCAUACGUCUUGAACUUUUACCCAAAUCCUGGGAGUCUGCCGGAUUAGCUGCUGCAGCUGUUGCUGGACACCUUAACAAACAUUGCUUACUUGAAUACAGGAUGAAAAUUGAAUAUCCGGUGGUAAGAUACAAAAUUAUCACAAACAAAUCUGAACUUGGUAAUGAGAUAUCGUCCAUGAUGAAUAGGACUUAUACAACUUUACUUCUGCGUAGAGGCAGAUACCAAAUUGCGCUUGAUAAAGGGGAGAUCACUACAAAAAGUGUUCAAGUAAUUGGAGUUGAAGAUGGUGUUGAAAUUGAAAGUGCAAUGGGCAUUGCUUUGAUAAAUCCGAAAAAAUACCUGCCCGACAUUAAGAUCGAGCAAGAAAUAAAAAUCUAUUUUGAAAAUGUCUCUUUUACAAACGAGACAGGUCAAAUAUUAGUAAGUGCUAAUGUAAAUGCAAUAUUUUAUAGAUGUAGAUUCUCAAACGGUAAAAAGGGAUGCGAAGACUUUCCUUCUUGUGACGGUAAAAACGGCUGUGUUAAUUCAAAUCCUGACGAAUGUAAUUAUUUGUUUUCAGAACAAAGGAAAACGUCGUUCCCAAAAUCGAGUGGAAUCACUGGAUUCCCAGGUAUCAGUGUAUGUCAAAAUGGCAAUACAUUGUUAGAUAAUUGUGUUCUUGAUAGGUGCGGUGGUGGUGGAACUUUAAGUAUUCGAGGGGCUGUAUUGAAGAUAAAGAACAGUGUAAUUCGUAAUAUGAGACAAAUGGGCAUUGAAGCAAGAGAGGGGGGUAUUACCUUUGCUGAAAAUUGUACAAUUUGUGACAAUCAGUUUCACGGGGUGGCUAUAGGGCCAAAAGGUAAAGGACAUGUAAAAAGUUGUAUCAUACAAAAUAACAAAAGAGAAGGCAUCUGGUGUGGAGGCAACCUGGAACCAAAAAAGAACUCAAGUUUGAAAAUAAUCUCAAAAUCAGGAGGUGGGUCCACAUGCGAGAUAUUGAAUAAUUUGAUCUAUCAAAAUGGUAUGUCAGGAAUUUCAUUAGAUGGUGGGUCAUAUGAUGUAUCCGGAAACAGAAUUUUUGACAAUUGGCUUUGGGGAAUGAUGAUAAAAUCUCGAUCAACAACACAUAUUUGCAACAACGAUAUAUUUGAGAAUAAAUGCGGUGGUAUAAGAAUUGGAGUAAACUAUUCAGCUGUAGUCGUAUUAGAUGGAAAUUCCAUCCGGGAUCAUACUGGCCCUGCUAUUCACACAGAAGAAAUUGCGUCUGACGUAGAUACUUUUAUGAGAUCACAGCAUUCAAGUGAUAACCAUGAAACGAUGAAAGAUAUAGGCAUGUUAGAUGAUGAGAUCAUUUUUUAUUCAAACUUACCUAUUAUUACUACAAGAAAUGUAUUUGAGAAAAACAAUAGCGGGAAGCAACAUCCAAAUAAAAUAUCAGUCCUUCUUGAAACGUGUUGUUUUUGCCAUGUAAAUUCCAAACAUUUGAAAUACUGUGGAAAAUGUAAAAAAGCAAGCUAUUGUUCAAAGGAGUGUCAGGAACAACACUGGAAACGACACAAGGGUGUAUGCAAACUCAUUGUUGAAAAAUACACAAUAGACAUUAAAAUGUCAGAUACAGAGAAAUGGAACGAAUUUCUGUUUGAUCCUGGAAUGAUAGCAUUCCGAGGAAGAAAUGCUCCAUUACCAGGUUUAGGUGAAGGUCUACCACCAGACAAAUUUAGUGAAAAGAGAUUUAUUGUGAAAAUCCAGUCAGGGCACGAAUAUACUCCCUAUAAUCCUAACAAAGAUUUAAGACUGUAUGACCAAACACAGACGUUAGAUAUAUUUUUCAGAAGUCCUGAAAUCUAUCAUUUGGUUUGUGAGUGCGGAGUUUUAGCUGCAUCAAGAUUGACAACAAAGAAAAUGUUUUGCUGGGCUUCUUUUAAAAGCAAAGGCAGCGUAAUCCGCAUCUACACAGACAACUUACCCCCUUUUCAAACAUGGUAAAACUGGUACUUUUUGUGUACACUGAAU
This is a messenger RNA of Ruditapes philippinarum (Manila clam), 5292 nucleotides long. RefSeq lists its product as uncharacterized. Lineage: Eukaryota; Metazoa; Mollusca; Bivalvia; Venerida; Veneridae. The record is from RefSeq and is a predicted model, not a curated record. Gene Ontology annotation, molecular function: protein binding; ADP binding.